AUGCCAUCACAACGGAAAGUGGCUGCAACUUAUGCUAUUGAAAUUGAUUUGUCACAUGAAUCAGGAUUAAGAUUAAAGAUAUCUUAUGAGCUUUUUAGUAAGCAAGUUGGUGGAUAUGAUAAUCUUAAUUUUACCAAGCAAGAUCAUAAAAAUUAUUUAUGCACUAAGCGACAAAGAGACAUGGAGCAUGGGGAAGCCGCUAGCUUGGGAAGAUAUUUCAGUUGUCAACUUAAGGAAAAUCCUUCAUAUUAUUUUGCUACUCAAUUGGACUGUAAAGAGUUGAUUACUAAUAUCUUUUGGGCCGAUGCAAGAAUGAUCAUUGAUUAUAGCCACUUCGGUGAUGUAAUAACGUUUGAUACAACGUAUAGUACAAAUAGAGAUGCAAGGCCACUUGGAGUAUUUUUGGGUCUCAAUCACCAUAGAGAAACUGUUGUAUUUGGAGUUGCACUUUUAUAUGAUGAAACGAUUGAAUCUUUUGUAUGGUUAUUUGAGACCUUCUUAGAAGCAAUAUUUGAAAAGAAGCCAAUCACUAUUUUCACAGAUCAAGAUGCAACAAUAUCAGCUGAAAUAAAAUUUCUUACAGCUUGGAAUGAAAUGCUGGAUAAGUACGAUGUUCGUGAAAAUAAAUGGCUAAUUGAUCUAUUUAAAUUGAAGGAAAAAUGGGCCCAAGCAUAUGUUAAGAGAACUUUCACUGCAGGAAUGAAGACAAUCCAGCUUAAUGAGUGUUUCAAUGCUGACUUGAAGGAUUGCUUGUGUACUGAUCUCAAUAUAGUAGAGUUUUUCACUCAUUUUAAAAGAGUUGUCAAUCAAAAGCAGGAUAAGGAGUUAGAAGCAUAA
This is a messenger RNA of Quercus lobata, 837 nucleotides long. RefSeq names its product protein FAR1-RELATED SEQUENCE 5-like. Lineage: Eukaryota; Viridiplantae; Streptophyta; Magnoliopsida; Fagales; Fagaceae. The record is from RefSeq and is a predicted model, not a curated record. The coding region runs from base 1 to 837 and encodes 278 amino acids. The transcript has 2 exons.